Molecule: messenger RNA, 6454 nt
Organism: Brienomyrus brachyistius
Lineage: Eukaryota; Metazoa; Chordata; Actinopteri; Osteoglossiformes; Mormyridae
Gene: taf1
Product: TAF1 RNA polymerase II, TATA box binding protein (TBP)-associated factor
Exons: 42
Coding region: 260-6181 (1973 amino acids)
Biological process (GO): transcription by RNA polymerase II; DNA-templated transcription initiation; RNA polymerase II preinitiation complex assembly
Cellular component (GO): transcription factor TFIID complex
Molecular function (GO): RNA polymerase II general transcription initiation factor activity; TBP-class protein binding; RNA polymerase II general transcription initiation factor binding
Source: RefSeq, a predicted model, not a curated record
UUUAGUAGCCGGAAGCUGGGGUUAGUUUAUUGUCAAAACACAUAUAGCAUAAGACAAGAAACACUGGAAGGAGAGGAUUUGCUUAUUAUAUGAAAACGUACAGUUAGCUAAUACUUAUACACUGAAAGGGGGGAACAUGUAUGACAUAUAGUUGUUUUCUUUUUGUGCACAUUAUCUUCAAAGCCUGGUAAUAUACAAAGCUAGCUGUCUCCCGCGUUUUAGUGCUCUGCAAAAGAGGUAAGGUAUGAUAUAAUCCAGAAUGUCGGAAUCAGACAGUGAUGAUGAACAUGAACGACCAUUUUCCCUUACGGGGUUCUUGUUUGGCAACAUCAAUGAAGAUGGACAACUGGAAGAUGACAGCGUGCUGGAUACUGAAUCCAAGAAGCACCUGGCUGGUUUAGGCUCGUUAGGGCUGGGUACACUAAUAACAGAGAUUACAGCCAGUGAGGAGGAUGCUGGUGAGGAGGAGAAGGACCCCAGUAGUACCGAUGCAGAAGGAUGGGUAAAAAGCACCGAUGAUGCAGUGGAUUACUCUGACAUCAGCGAAGUGGCUGAGGAUGAGACCAGGAAGUACCGUCAGGCCAUGGGGACACUGCAGCCCUCCCACAGGACAGAUGAUGAGGAUGACUAUGAUGCUGACUGUGAAGAUAUCGAUGCCAAGCUGAUGCCCCCGCCGCCCCCGCCCCUCCAGCAGACUAAGAAAGAUGACCUCAUGGCACCUUCUGCAAAUGCAUUGGGCGAUGAGGGCGAUGGCAUUAUCCUGCCUUCCAUCAUCGCGCCGUCGUCCGCUGUGGAUAAGGUGGAUUUCAGCAGCUCCUCUGAUUCUGAGUCGGAGACAGACCGGCCGGCGGUGGGCCCGGGAUCCAGCGGAUCCCCGGGAAGUCUGACCCUGCCCUUAGCCGGCAUCAUGCAGAAGGAUGCGGCCAAAGCCCUGCCAGCUGUCACGGAGCUCUUUCCGGAAUUCAGGCCUGGAAAGGUGCUGCGCUUCCUUCGCCUCUUUGGGCCGGGGAAGAACAUGCCGUCAGUCUGGCGAAGUGCCCGCCGGAAGCGUAAAAGGAAGCACCGCGACCCACAGCCUGGAAUGGCGCUGCCCGAUGCCGAGCCAGCAGAGCUGGGGUGCGAGAAGAAGUCUGGCUGGAGCUGCGAGUACCCACCCCCUCCGCCGCCCGAGCAGUGUCUCUCUGACGACGAGAUCACCAUGAUGGCCCCUGUUGAGUCCAAGUUUUCUCAGGCAGCUGGUGAUGGGGACAAGGUGCCAGAGUCGCGCCCCCGGGUGGCAGAAUGGCGCUAUGGACCUGCCCAGCUCUGGUACGAUAUGUUAGGGGUACCUGAAGAUGGCUCCACCUUUCACUAUGGGUUUCGGCUGAAGGAGGAGCAGCCAGGAGAACAGGAGGAGCAGCAGCCCACCCUCCCCCAGGAAGAAGAAAGCGAAGAGGUGACUGAAGGACAGCGUUUAGAGAAUGAGUUGUUCCUGAUGGUGACUCAGCUGCAGUGGGAAGAUGAUAUUAUCUGGAAUGGAGAGGAUGUAAAGCAUAAGGGCACUAAGACCCAGCGUGCCAGUCUGGCAGGCUGGCUGCCUUCGAGCAUGACCCGUAAUGCCAAUGCAUACAAUGCACAGCAGGGUCUGAGCCGGAGUAACUCGCAGCUGGUGCCCCCCACGCCGCCCCCCAUGCCCAAAGCGCCAGCACUCAGCUCUGGCUCAAGUAAGCGGGACAAACAUAACCAGGACCAGCAAGCGGCUCAUGACGACGACGCGCCUUGGUUCUCCAUUUUCCCCAUUGACAACGAGGAGCUGGUCUACGGCCGCUGGGAAGACAACAUCAUUUGGGAUGACCAGGCCAUGGAUUACCUGCUUUCUCCUCCGGUCCUUACACUAGACCCCAAUGAUGAGAACAUCAUUUUAGAGAUUCCCGAUGAAAAGGAGGAACGAACGUCAAACUCCCCAUCUAAAGAGAACAAAAAGGAAACGGCCCUCAAGAAGAGCAGAAUACUGUUGGGGAAGACGGGCGUGAUCAAGGAAGAGCCUCAGCAGAACAUGUCUCAGCCAGAAGUGAAAGACCCCUGGAAUCUCUCCAAUGACGAAUUCUACUACCCGAAGCAGCAGGGUCUGAGAGGAACGUUCGGCGGUAACAUCAUUCAGCACUCCAUCCCCGCGGUGGAGCUCCGGCAGCCCUUCUUCCCCACGCAUAUGGGCCCCAUGAAGCUGCGACAGUUUCACCGGCCGACACUCAAGAAGUACUCCUUCGGGGCGCUGUCCCAGCCUGGCCCCCACCCUGUGCAGCCGCUCCUCAAACACAUCAAGAAGAAGGCGAAGAUGCGAGAGCAGGAGCGCCAGGCCUCGGGUGGAGGAGACAUGUUUUUUAUGCGCACAGCCCAGGACCUGACAGGCAAAGAUGGGGACCUCAUCCUGGCCGAGUACAGUGAGGAGUACCCACCCCUCUUCAUGCAAGUUGGCAUGGCGACCAAAAUCAAAAAUUACUACAAGAGAAAACCAGGGAAGGAUCCUGGAGCACCAGACUGUAAAUAUGGGGAGACUGUCUACUGCCACACCUCUCCCUUUCUUGGCUCCUUGCAUCCUGGCCAGUUGCUGCAGGCCUUUGAGAACAACCUGUUUCGCGCCCCCAUCUAUCUGCACAAGAUGCCCGAGACAGACUUCCUGGUGCUGCGCACACGGCAGGGAUACUACAUUCGUGAAAUCGUGGACAUCAUUGUGGUUGGUCAGGAGUGCCCUCUCUACGAAGUGCCAGGGCCGAACUCCAAGCGUGCAAACACCCAUAUCAGAGACUUCCUGCAGGUGUUUAUCUAUCGUCUGUUCUGGAAGAGCAAGGACCGGCCUCGGAGGAUUCGCAUGGAGGACAUUAAGAAAGCCUUCCCUUCACACUCAGAGAGCAGCAUUCGCAAGCGCCUGAAGCUCUGUGCCGACUUCAAGCGUACAGGCAUGGACUCCAACUGGUGGGUUUUGAAGCCGGAUUUCAGGCUUCCUACAGAGGAAGAGAUCCGUGCCAUGGUGUCCCCAGAGCAGUGCUGUGCCUAUUACAGCAUGCUGGUAGCAGAACAGAGGUUGAAGGAUGCUGGAUAUGGAGAGAAAUCUUUUUUCGCUCCAGAGGAGGAAAAUGAGGAAGACUUUCAGAUGAAGAUAGACGAUGAGGUACGCACCGCCCCUUGGAACACCACGCGAGCGUUCAUUGCCGCAAUGAAGGGGAAGUGCCUUCUGGAAGUCACAGGAGUGGCCGAUCCGACGGGCUGUGGCGAAGGGUUCUCCUACGUCAAGGUUCCCAACAAGCCGACGCAGCAGAAGGACGACAAGGAACCUCAGCCAGCGAAGAAGACUGUGACGGGCACGGACGCUGACUUGAGACGUCUCUCUCUGAAGAACGCCAAGCAGCUGCUGCGCAAAUUCGGGGUUCCGGAAGAAGAGAUCAAGAAGCUGUCGCGGUGGGAAGUGAUCGACGUCGUGCGCACCAUGUCUACGGAGCAAGCCCGCUCUGGAGAGGGACCCAUGAGCAAGUUUGCCCGAGGCUCACGGUUCUCGGUGGCAGAACACCAGGAACGCUACAAAGAGGAGUGCCAGAGGAUCUUCGACUUGCAGAAUAAGGUGCUGGAGUCCACAGAAGUCCUCUCGACGGACACAGACAGCAGCUCGGCUGAGGAUAGCGACUUCGAGGAGAUGGGCAAGAAUAUAGAGAACAUGCUGCAGAACAAGAAAACCAGCUCGCAGCUGUCCAGGGAACGCGAGGAGCAGGAGAGGAAGGAGCUGCAGCGGAUGUUAAUGGGGGAGGAGAGUGACCGAGACAAGGGACGCAAAGACCGUCGUAAGGGAUUGUCCAGUGCUGUGUCCACUGGCUCCCACAAGGAUGAUGAUGCUUCUUCUGUCACAAGCCUCAAUUCCUCGGCUACUGGAAGGCGGCUGAAAAUAUACCGCACCUUCCGGGACGAGGAGGGCAAGGAAUACGUCCGCUGCGAGACUGUCCGCAAGGCCUCUGUCAUCGAUGCGUACAUACGUAUACGCACAACAAAGGAUGACGAAUUCAUACGGAAGUUUGCGCUGUUCGAUGAGCAGCAUCGGGAGGAGAUGCGAAAAGAGCGUCGGCGAAUCCAGGAGCAGCUGAGGCGACUUAAGCGCAAUCAGGAGAAAGAUAAAUUUAAAGGACCACCUGAGAAGAAAGCCAAGAAGAUCAAGGAACGCCCCGACCUCAAGCUGAAGUGUGGAGCUUGUGGUGCGAUAGGUCACAUGCGUACCAACAAAUUUUGCCCGUUGUACUAUCAAACUAAUGCCCCACCGUCAAACCCGGUUGCAAUGACAGAGGAGCAAGAAGAGGAGUUGGAGAAGACUGUGAUACACAAUGACAAUGAGGAGCUGAUCAAGGUUGAGGGCACCAAGAUUGUCUUAGGAAAACAGCUCAUUGAAAGUGCCGAUGAAGUGCGUCGGAAAUCCUUGGUGCUGAAGUUCCCCAAACAGCAGCUGCCACCCAAGAAGAAGAGGCGAGUGGGAACCACAGUGCACUGCGACUACCUUAAUCGGCCCCACAAAUCCAUCCACCGCCGACGCACGGACCCCAUGGUCACGCUGUCCUCGAUUCUGGAGGGCAUCAUCAACGACAUGCGGGAUAUCCCUAAUACGUACCCAUUCCAUACUCCGGUCAAUGCCAAGGUGGUGAAGGACUACUACAAGAUAAUCACACGGCCCAUGGACUUACAGACGCUGCGUGAGAAUGUGCGAAAGCGCAUGUAUCCGUCCCGCGAGGAGUUUCGUGAGAGCGUAGAGCUCAUUGUUAAGAACAGCAUUACCUACAAUGGGGCGAAGCAUCCGCUGACCCAGGUGGCUCAGUCCAUGCUGGACCUCUGUGAUGAGAAGCUGAAGGAGAAGGAGGACAGGCUUGUAAGGUUAGAGAAAGCCAUCAACCCCCUUCUGGAUGAUGACGAUCAGGUGGCCUUCUCCUUUAUACUUGACAAUAUUGUAACCCAGAAGAUGAUGGCUGUCCCAGAUUCAUGGCCUUUCCACCAUCCUGUGAACAAGAAGUUUGUGCCUGAUUAUUACAAGGUCAUAGCCAACCCUAUGGACCUGGAGAGCAUUCGCAAGAAUAUCUCCAAGCACAAGUACCAGAACAGGACUGUGUUCCUGAACGACAUCAGCCUGAUCCACACAAACAGUGUCAAGUAUAACGGCCCUGACAGCCCUUACACCAACACUGCGCUGGAAAUUGUCAAUGUGUGCAAGCAGACUCUAUCAGAGUACGACGAGCACCUGACUCAGCUGGAGAAGGACAUCUCCACUGCCAAAGAAGCGGCCUUAGAUGCAGCUGACCUGGAGAGCCUGGAGCCCAUGACGCCUGGGCCCUACACCCCACAGCCUCCUGACCUGUUUGACAGCAGCAAUUCAAUGAGCCUGCACAGGGAGGCCAGCCUAUUCCUGGAUGGCCCUCCCCCCACAGCCCCCGAGAAGAGAGGGGGGCAGGGCCGGCAUGGGCGUGGCAGGUUGGGCGAGGAGGAGUCCGACGUGGAUAUUGAAGGCUUCGAGGAAGAUGAUGACGGGAAGCCCAAGACCCCGGCUCCUGCAGAAGAAGGUGACUUGGAUGAUGAGGAUGAGGAUGACGAAGAGGAUCUCCUGCUGCCUCCGCGGAGGCGCUUGCGUGGUCAUGAUGACGAGGAAGAAGAGGAAGAUGAAGGCUCCAGCCGGCCUGCCCAAGCCAGUGUGCUCUACCAGGAUCUGCUCAUGUCAGAUGGAGAGGAUGACGCCAGCGAAGAAGAGGGAGAUAACCCUUUCUCCUCCAUCCAUCUCUCGGAGAGUGGCAGUGAUUCAGACCGAGACGUAGAGGUGCGAGCUACUCCAUCCAGGGGACAUCAGGAGGUGGCACGCAUGGGCUUGGAGCAGGAUGAGAGCAUGAUGUCCUAUGAGGUUGAGGGGACAGAUGAAGGUCACCUUGAGGACAGCAAUGUCAGCUACGGCAGCUACGAGGAAGUGGAGGGCCAGACCCAGAGACAAUCCCGCGGUCUGGGCAGUCGAGAAGGGUAUGGGCAGAGCGAGGAGGAGGACGAGGAGGACGAAGAUGAUGAUGAAGAGAGUGCAUCAAGGAGGCACGGUCCCAGUGUCUUGUCUCAGGUCCAGCUUAGUGAGGAUGAAGAAGAUAGUGAGGAGUUCAGGUCCAUUGGAGGGGACAGUGAUAUGGACUCGGAUGCCUAGAGGACGCCCCAAUAACUGAUGUUUUUACUUACCUCAUCAUUGCCUCAGGCUGUACACAUUGUUAAUAUUAAUAUAUACAGUAAAUUACCCUGUCAGUGCCCAUUGGUCCCGUUAAAGAUCAGUAUGAUUGUCUUUUACUUCCAUUUCACAUUUCUAAAAAUACUGGGUACUUUGGCUGUGUUCAUUUUUAGUUCCGAAUUAGUUCUUGGUUAUUGGUUUGCUUUCAUUUUUUUUUGUAAUGUAUCAUUUCAAUAAAAAAACAGGAACCAUGUA